Owenia fusiformis is the source of this 1722-nucleotide messenger RNA. The record is from the annotation of a GenBank genome assembly. NCBI's taxonomy places the organism in Eukaryota, Metazoa, Annelida, Polychaeta, Sabellida, Oweniidae.
ACACUGCAUACUAAGAAGAACCUAACAAAUUAAAUUAAUGGACCAACCUACUGGACGAAAAAGGAAAGCAGCAUGGAACAUUCCAGCAACAAGAAUUGCAAAAAAUACCCACAAUCCUAUCCGAAAGAUCGUGGAUGGAAUGAAAUUGACACCAAAUCCGUCCAAACAAAUGAUUGCAUUAUCAAUAGGUGAUCCAACUGUAUUUGGAAACCAUCCACUUGCAACAGAAAUAACAGACGCAGUCAUCAAAAGUGCCAAAAGUGAAAAGAACAAUGGAUAUGCUCCAUCUGUAGGGUAUGAGAAAUCUAGAGCAGCAGUUGCAGCAUAUUACACAUGUGAAGAGGCUCCCCUCACAUCUAAGGAUGUGAUAUUUGCGAGCGGUUGCUCAGGAGCCAUAGAGAUGUGUAUAUCGGUUCUGGCGGAACCAGGGCAAAAUAUACUCAUUCCGCGACCUGGGUUCUCACUCUAUAAGACAAUAGCUGAGUCGCAGGAUAUUAUUACCAAGCAAUAUAAUCUACUACCGGAAAGAAGCUGGGAAGCCGAUCUGGAUCACAUGGAGUCACUGAUAGAUGGCAGUACAGCAUGCAUUGUCGUCACUAAUCCAUCCAAUCCCUGCGGGUCCGUCUAUUCACAAGAACAUAUUCACGAUAUACUAAGGAUUGCUGAGAGGAACAAAGUGCCCAUCAUAGCUGAUGAAAUAUAUGCAGACUUUGUGUUUCCCGGGGAGAAGUACUUUUCCAUGGCAUCUCAGACAUGCGAUGUGCCGAUUCUGUCUUGUGGGGGUCUCACUAAGCGCUACCUGGUACCUGGCUGGAGAAUGGGUUGGAUUACAAUUCACGACAGACAUGAUAUUUUUGCUCAAGAGGUGCGACAAGGACUAACUAACUUAUCACAGAGAAUUUUGGGACCAAAUACAAUUAUACAAGGGGCCCUUCCAGAUAUUUUGAAACUUACACCAAAAUCGUUCUUUGAUGAAACCAUCGCCUCUGUAAAGAAAGUUUGUGACAUCACUUACGCUGCCAUGACAACGAUUCCUGGAUUGAAACCUGUUAGACCUUCAGGUGCUAUGUACAUGAUGAUUGGCAUUGAGAUGGACAAGUUCCCAAAAUUCAAGAAUGAUGUGGAAUUCACAGAAGCCAUGGUAACGGAGCAAUCAGUUUUCUGUCUCCCAGCAACAGCGUUUGGAAUCAGCAAUUUCUUCCGAGUGGUCCUGACAGUACCCGAUGACAAAAUGAUCACAGCGUGUGAGCGCAUUCGUGAAUUCUGCGCCACUCAUUAUUGCACGAGUAAUGGCAAUGGGGUAUGUGAAAUUAAAAUGGACAUUCAUGAAAUGGAGACCAUUCCAGUGGCCCAGACAGCCUAAUAUGGGCAAAACAGCUGAAUAAUUUCUAAUGUCUAUGGAAUAGACUAAACAUGAAUUGGAGCUAUAAGCGAUGAUAUUGACCAUAGAUGCUACAUCAAUAGGAUUAAACUUGACCAACAAUGAAUCUAUGAGACGUUUGGAUUAUGAGAAGCUUUGUGCUUUUAAUGUGGAUUUAGGGGAAGCACUUCCAUCUCAGCAGUGUCACAUUCUAAAUGUUAAAGCUCGGUGUAUUCUCCACUCUGGUGUAUUCUCGUCUCCGGUUAAAUUAUGUUUAAUAUGCUUGAGCCAGUUGAGAAAAGCCAACCGAGAGCUUGUAAAAUAUGCUUUGAUAUUACAUCAAGGAGGAUUGGCUCCAAGGA